CCUCCAGCCGCAGAGAAACCCGCCCACCAGGGCCCCUGACCCCACCCUCUGCCUUGAAAUGUAGGCAGCCCGGAGCUGCGCGGGGGCGCUGGAGCCGAGGCCUGCGGGAGCCGCGGAGGAGGCUGCCAGGGGCGAGGAAGGACGGCGAGGAAGGCGAGCGGCGGCGAAUUUAAGGGACACUCUAAAGGAAUGAUGAAUACAAUGAGGAGAGAGCUAGUGUGCAUGCUGCUGCUUUGUGGAGCAGCCCUCACCUUGCCCAGCCAGGAAAUCCACAUACGAUUCAGAAGAGGAGCCAGAUCUUACAGAGGGAGCUGCAGAGACGAGAAGACCCAGACGCAGUACGGGCCGAGCGAGUCGUGGCUGCGGCCGGGCCUGCGGGGCAACCGCGUGGAGUACUGCCGGUGCGCGGGCGGCCGCCCGCAGUGCCACUCGGUGCCCGUCAGAGGUUGCAGCGAGCCGAGGUGCUUUAACGGCGGGACGUGCCGGCAGGCCCUGUAUUUCGCGGAUUUCGUGUGCCAGUGUCCGGAGGGGUUCCUGGGGAAACGCUGUGAAAUAGAUGCCGGUGCCACCUGCUACAAGGACCAGGGCAUCACCUACAGGGGCACGUGGAGCACGGCAGAGAGCGGGGCCGAGUGUGCCAACUGGAACAGCAGCGCGCUGGCCCUGAAGCCCUACAGUGCGCGGAGGCCCCACGCCGUCCGGCUGGGCCUCGGGAGCCACAAUUACUGCAGAAACCCUGAUGGAGACUUACGGCCCUGGUGCUACGUGUUCAAGGCAGGGAAGUACAGCACUGAGUUCUGCAGCACGCCGGCCUGCCCCAAGGAAAAAAAUGAGGACUGCUACUUUGGAAAAGGGUUAGCAUACCGUGGCACCUACAGCUUCACUACAUCUGGUACCCCCUGCCUCCCGUGGAAUUCCAGGGUCCUCGCAGGCAAGUUCUACACAACAUGGAAGACCAAUGCCCAGGCACUGGGCCUGGGCAACCACAAUUACUGUCGGAACCCAGAUGGGGAUGCCAAGCCAUGGUGCCACGUGCUGAAGGACCGCAAGUUGACAUGGGAAUACUGUGACGUGCCCCAGUGCUCCACCUGUGGCCUGAGACACUACAAGCAGCCACAGUUUCGCAUUAAAGGAGGGCUCUACGCAGACAUCACCUCUCACCCAUGGCAGGCUGCCAUCUUUGUCAAGAACAGGAGGUCACCAGGAGAGAGGUUUUUUUGUGGGGGAAUACUGAUCAGUUCCUGCUGGGUCCUGUCUGCCGCGCACUGUUUCCAGGAGAGGUAUCCUCCCCACCAGCUGAAGGUGGUCUUGGGCAGAACAUACCGAGAGGUCCCUGGAGAGAAGGAGCAGAAAUUUGAAGUAGAAAAGUACAUCACCCAUAAGGAAUUUGAUGAUGACACUUACAACAAUGAUAUUGCACUGCUGAAAUUGCAGUCGGAUUCGCUACACUGUGCCCAGGAGAGCGACGCUGUCCGCACUGCCUGUCUCCCCGAAGCCGACCUGCAGCUGCCCGACUGGACAGAAUGUGAGCUGUCUGGCUACGGAAAACACGAGGCGUCUUCUCCUUUCUAUUCUGAGCGGCUGAAGGAGGCUCAUGUCAGGCUGUACCCAUCUAGCCGCUGCACAUCACGGCAUUUGUUUAACAAAACCAUUACGAACAAUAUGCUGUGUGCCGGAGACACACGGAGUGGUGGAAACCAAGCAAACCUGCACGACGCCUGCCAGGGUGACUCAGGUGGCCCCUUGGUGUGCAUGAAGGACAACCGCAUGACCUUGGUUGGCAUCAUCAGCUGGGGCAUUGGCUGUGGACAGAAAGAUGUUCCAGGUAUAUAUACCAAGGUUACUAAUUACCUAGACUGGAUUCAAGACAACAUGCAACUGUGACCAAGGACAUUGAAUUCCCUGAAAUCAUGGGAGACCCUGCUUCCUCCACUUCAGAAGACACAUCAAACCGGAGUGCUUCUUCACAGAGCUGAGCCAUCACACAGUGUAAGUGGGUGGCAGGGCAGGGAAAACCCAGAGGAGAGGGGAGAGGAUAGGUUUUCAUAGGUACUUCCCAUUUUUAGAAGUUUUCAGGGCUUAAGAUCUGAUUUCAGAAUGUCUGUCAGCCAAGACGACGGAUAAAUGCCAACCCCUCCUGGAAAACCACCCUGGAGGGCAGAAGAGAGGUAGAACAAAAGCCCCACCUCCUGAUCUGUCAACAUGAGAAGCUUUGGAAGUGGGAUCACAAAGAUAAAAGCAUGUCUCAGUAAAAAAAUAACUAGGUCCUUCAGGAAUGAAGGAUUGCUUUAGAAAUGGAAUGUCUAUUUAUAGGUCACAAGGAAGCCGACAGGGGCCUCCUAAUAAGGGAUGGGCUGGCUGGCCAGAUCAUGUUCCUCAACACCACCUUUUAAAUCAAGUAUUUGGCUUUUCCCUUUCUCCACUCUACAGCUCUUGGAAAGAAAUAUUUUUGUGUAUAGUGUAAAUCUUUUUCUAUUAAACUUUAUAAUAAAAUGGAAGACUUGUAUCAUUUUAAUAACUGAUAAACUAGGCUUUAGUAUAUUUAUAUCUGUUUUUACUUUGUUGCCACACCCAUGUAUCAUACUGUGCUGAAAUAAAUUGAUUAUUUUUCACACA
Molecule: messenger RNA, 2616 nt
Organism: Canis lupus familiaris (dog)
Lineage: Eukaryota; Metazoa; Chordata; Mammalia; Carnivora; Canidae
Gene: PLAT
Product: plasminogen activator, tissue type
Exons: 14
Coding region: 190-1884 (564 amino acids)
Biological process (GO): smooth muscle cell migration; plasminogen activation
Cellular component (GO): extracellular region
Molecular function (GO): serine-type endopeptidase activity
Source: RefSeq, a predicted model, not a curated record